Molecule: messenger RNA, 5644 nt
Organism: Anguilla anguilla (European eel)
Lineage: Eukaryota; Metazoa; Chordata; Actinopteri; Anguilliformes; Anguillidae
Product: TBC1 domain family member 15
Exons: 13
Coding region: 1849-3216 (455 amino acids)
Biological process (GO): activation of GTPase activity
Molecular function (GO): GTPase activator activity
Source: RefSeq, a predicted model, not a curated record
CACAUCACCCCUCCAGUAGAUGGCGCACAAACCACAUCACCCCUUCUGGCUUCCUGUUAUGCUAGUAACAGGAAGCCAGAAGUAGAGAAGUAUGUAGCAGCUAGAAGUAGAGAGGUGUGUAGGAGGAUAUUCUUACAGAGGCUUUUGCUGUUGAAUCUUUUCGGUGCAUCGGUGAAGGUAAAAGUUUUAGAGAGAUGCUACAUGUUCUCGUCUGGAUCCUUGUGCACCAAUUCUCAGCCAGGGUCUGCUGCUUGAUUUGGGUGACACAGUCAGAAGGACAAGUGGAAGCCGUAGAGGGCGGUAACAUCACCCUCAGCUGUCAGAUCCAUUCUGACUCCGGGGAUGAAUUUUCACAGUGUUUACCCCAGUGGUACAUUCGGCAACUGGAACGGUGGAGAGAGGUGGAGGGCUUAAGUCAGCUGAAAGGAAGAGUCGUUAAGAAAAAGGACGCCAGCACAGAAAACACCACCAUCACCAUUAAAGAGCUGACAAAAAAUGACACCGAUACCUACUUCUGCACUCUGAUGUGUAAGGUGAAUGGGCAAAGCAAGCAGCACCAUGGCAACGGAACAAAGAUUCACGUCUGUGAUCCAGAGUGCAUCGCUAGGAAAAUCCUAACCGCCAGUGCCACAGCUCCGCCAGAGAUUUCUCUCGUCUUCUCGUUGUAGAGCCAGACAGCGAUGCUGGUGAAGACGGUCUUCUUCCUCUUCCGUUCUAUGCCCUCCUCGCGCUGAAGCUGGUAUUUGCUAUGGUCACAGUCACCGUGUCAUUUUCCUGCCCCCGCUGUUGAGGCUUUCGACAGUUUGACACAUCUCACACGGCGCAAUUCGAAUUUUGGAGUUAAAUGGACUGGUAAAUGGACUGCAUUUAUAUAGCGCUUUUAUCCAAAGCGCUUAGUUCAGUUAGCAGAUGCCCGAACUGGCAGCAAUGUUCUUUUCCUGUGUGCAGUGUUCGUAUGUUGUCUCAAAAAGCAUUAAUAAAUGCUUUUUGAGACAGGCUUAAAUCAUUCUCUGAUUGGAUGGGGAAUGCUAAUGUCUGAGUCCCCUCAUGGUUUCCAUUCACAGGAGAGCACAAAUGUAGAUUGGAGGUCUAUGUGUCAUGUUAUGUGAUAUAGGAUUUCAGAUGGACCAAUAGUAUUAACCCUCAUGCAACCAUUUUGCAAUGCACAUACUGUACAUUUCUCCACAGACCUCACAAACUGGUUUCAUUUCCUAAAUUAGCUUGAAUGUCAGAGAAACUGCUUGAACAAACCACUUCCUGUUGCAGUCUCGUUUACUUUACAGAACCGGAAUUAUGACGGCAAACCGCACGAUAAAUGCAAUUGGGCUACUGCCGUUUUUUAUGCCCAGUUUUAAUCUUCAUUAUCAAAGAUCGCCGCAAUACUCCAUGAUCUUCAUCUUAAUAAUAAUCGUUUUAAUAUAUUAUUGGGCAUUUAAUCAAUCUGUCUUCAUUGUGAAGCUUAUGCGACUGAUUUAAAACGGAAGAAUCAUUCAAUGUAUGGAAUUCAAAUUAAAACAUGGAUAUAAAUAAAUGGUAUUUAAUUGUGAAAUUAUUGUAAAUAAAUGAAUGAUGCAAUUGCACGUGUCCAAAUGUUAUUUCAUUAUGUAUUUUGAUAUUUUUCAUCUUGGUGGUAUAUUAGCAAUACAUGUUCUUUUAACUUUCUGCCAUAAACGCAUAGAAAUGCUUCGGCUGUGCAUUGCAUCAUAAAGAUCUCCAACUAGGACGUGAAAAUAUGACGUAGGGUAAAAUAAAUACGAAUAAAAACGCAUAUAUUUUUCUGUGGGGUAGGAUUUUUUUUUCUUACCUAGGAAAGAUAAUUAGUGCUUCUACUCUUCUUUAGUACACUCUAUGGUAACCAGACUACUUGUUUGUUUACGUCACAUCCUCCUGAGUGAUGUGACCAUAUUUGUUGAGCUUCCGGGGAAGUUUUCAAACGUGUUCGUCGAAUUCGACUUCUGCUUCUAUUGCACAAAAAAAAAAAACCGAAGGCGUUAUAAAAAAUGUUACGUUCAACCCGAAGUAGAACGCGGUGAUCUGACUGAAUUAGGGGGCGUGUCCCCUUCUGAGCGCGCACAGGCGUGGCGCUUCCUGUUCGGCAUGUUCCCCUGCAGCUCCACCGCUCUGGAGCGCCCCCUGCUGCAGGAGCAGCUGGCGGUGCGGUACCGGGUCAUGAAGAGGAAGUGGCAGCGGCUGCUUCCUGGCUGCGUGCGCUUGCGCCUGAACGGCACCGACGCCGAGCUGGUUGCCGCGGUGAAGUACUAUGAGCAAAGGAAGAAGGCGGCUCAGGAACUGUGCCAAGAGCAGAGCGAGGAGGUCAGGGAGAGACUGUCCUUCCUGGAACUGCAGGCACAGGUCGUUUUUGAGCGGGUCGCUUUUGACCUGGAGGAGCUGCAGGAGGCCGUACGCAUCAUCGACAAGGACGUCCCGCGGACCGACCGAGACCUGGCCUACUACCUUGGAGAGGGCUCCGGCAACCUUUUGGUCCUGAGAGACAUUCUUAUCACAUAUGCUGCUUUUCACCCAGAGGUCAGCUAUGCCCAGGGGAUGAAUGACCUCUGCAGCCGCUUCCUGGAGGUGCUGGACUCUGAGGUGGACACGUACUGGAGCUUUGCGUGCUACAUGGAGAAGUUCUCCCGAGACUUCAGGGCCGACGGGCUGCACCGCAAGAUCGAGCUGGAGGCGGAGUUGCUGAAGGAGCUGGACCCCCAGCUCCACGCCCACUUGGUGACGGACAGCAUGGACAGGCUCACCUUCUGUCACAGAUGGCUGCUCCUGGGCUUUCAGAGGGAGUUCGAGCACAGCGACGCUCUGCGGCUCUUCGAGAUCCUGAGCUGUGACCAUCUGGAGCUCAUCUCCCAGCAGGUGGACCGUGCUCACUACAGGGAGCGGCUGGCCUGCAAGCUGAGCCUGGACGACCGGCCGGCCUCCGAGGCCCAGGCGGUCAACGCGGAGUUCACCUUCGAGCUGUUCAUCUGCGCCGCCAUCCUGCUGCAGCACCGCGACGCCCUGCUGCGGAGCCGCAGCGAGGUGCAGCUCAUCCAGUUCACCAGCAGUCUGCAGGGGACGCUGGACCUCAACAGCGUCCUGAAGAAAGCGGAGGACCACUUCUACAACUACUGCAAGAGGUCGGCCUGGGACCACCUGAGCGACGGCUGCCGGUCUCGCAGGAGCAAAGAGGACCAGUUCAUCCACCAGCUCCGCAACCUCUUCUCCUGAACCCGCGGAAGGGUCGGGGCGGGGUUUGGAACAUUCCGGAAACUCCCCAUUGGGAUUGGUUAAAACCUGCUGAAUCAGAGGACUGUUCUAAAUGUCCUCCAAUACUCUCUGCUCUUUUUACAACUCCACCCACCACUCCGCUCCCCCCCGUCCGUCCGUCCAUCUAAAAUCAUGCUGCUUUCACCAAACUCCUCCCCCUAAACUUUGUCAUGUUAUUUGAAAUGAUGUCACAUGUUUACGUGUUCAGUUCACUUGUGUGUUCAAACUGGUAUUUAUUUUAUAGGUAAUGAAGGAAGCUGAGUACGUAUCUUCUAAAGACAUGGGAAGUGGAAGAAAGGGCUGAUAACAUAUUUCUGGGACAGUGAGUUUUCUCUGGGGGUGUGACAGGAAAUGACAUCCUGUCAUCAGAGCGCUCCUGUCUCUGGUGGGAAGGGGACUUGCACACAGCAUAGCAGGAGCCAUUUUUAAGCCGUGUUUUUAGCAGUCUCUGCUUUUUUUGGGGAACUGGUAUUUUGUGGAAGUCGUAGGCCCCGACCAAGAGCGUGACUUUGAGUUUGAAUACUGAGGGGGUUGAAUUGCGUACCCCCUGGAGAACUGCAAAGUUCUAGGGAGGUCCGGGGGGAUGCCCCCCCCCCACCCAGAAAUUUGUUUAUAAAAGCUGUGAAAUGAUAUUUACUGGUGAAUUCUAUGGAGAAAAUACUUACUGACUACUGAUCAGAAUAUCCCAAUCACAACAUGAAAUCGCCAUCUUUAUCGCAUUACUUUAUUUUUCUCAUCAUGCUAUAUCAUUGGGGAGUUAUUUGGUCUGUUUUUUAAUAUUGGGGGAGUUGUAACCCCCCCCCCCCAGCCCCCAUAAAUCCCGCCCUUGGCCCCGAGUCUCAGUCCGUCGGUCUGAGAUGGCGGCUGGUCGCUGCGUCACUCUGAAACGGUGCGUAAUAAUAGCGCAGACUUCACGCGCGAUGCCGUGGUCUCUGAGACAGGCCGUGGACCGCUGCCAGGCGGGGGCUCUUUCUAGAAGACCCCCCCCCCAGCACCAGGAGAGAGCGGUCUCCGCUGUCAGCCGCCCAGAAAUAGCCCUGGCCGGGAAACUGCUUCUGCACUGGAAAGAUCAAGAUGCAUGCUGGGCCACCAAAGGCCUACACUUUCACAGGUAGAGAUCUUUAAAUUAUUUUUUUUUUUUUGGUUUGUCAAUCGUACAAAAGACGGGGCCCACGGAAUUUUGUGGGCCAAGGAAUUUUAAAGACCUCGGGUAAUCCAUUUUUAAGGCACAAGAGAAACCUUUCCCAAAAUUCUCCUGUUCCCUGUUAACCCAUACAGAUGAUUAUCCAGGUCCUUUCCUCUGGCUGCCGGGGGGGUCCUUUCCUCUGGCUGCCGGGGGGGUCCUUUCCUCUGGCUGCCCAGGCACCUGCUGGGCCCAGAGACGUGUACUACGUUUGGUCAACAUGUUUCACUGUGGAAAGGACCUCGAAUGUUCUGGGUGUUUUCCACUGUAGGUGGAGGGGGGGCGGGGGGGGGGGGGUCAUUCAGUGUCACUCAGUGUCCAGGACAUCCCAGACAGGGUCUUCCAGACGCAGGGUAGGUGUAGUUCUCCCAAAAGCAGUCUUAGAAGGCCAGUGGCAUUAGCCAGAAGGCUGAAAAGAGACAGUUAAAAGAGGGGGGGGGGGGGGGUUAUUUUGAGAUCGCCUUUUGACAUUUCAGCUCCCAGGCAGCUAGGAGUCUGACUAAAAGAAUCAGUAUUUGCACGUGGGGUCGGCUGAAUUUACCCUUUAUGUAGUACAUGAGAGGAUUGGAACAAUUUAAUGAAUUGUGGGGGAAGCGAUUUUAAGUCUUUCAGCAUCAAGAUAGUCUCUGUUCAGCCAUCGCACCACUCUUAAUGAACCACCGCGGUACCCGUUUCAGAUAUUUCAGAUUGUCUCUCAGAAACAGUGAACUUGACCUCCAGUUGUGGUCACCAGUGGUAGAAUUCCUUUCCAAUGAGUACACUUGUACUUGGAUUUGGAACAUACCAAUAAUAUUAUCAUUGCUGUUAUCAUUGCUGCUGACACCACAUACUCUUUAUUCUGGGGUAAAAUAAUGCUUAAGAAGGUUUUUAAUAAGUCACUGUCUAAAUAGGUAUUUGCCUUACAUGUUUGCAUUGAAGCGUGGAUGACAUGGGUAUUUGUGUUUCUUUAGAAUGUAGCAAUUCAUAUUGAUCAAAUGAUUAUUUAAAGACAUUAAAGCAUAGAAUUGUAUGCUCCUAGUAUUUUCUCUCCGUUGUGAUACUAUAUGUACAAUGAUGUUGCACGCUCGUAUGCUUUUACCCAGAAUUAUGUAUUGUGAUACAUAAUUAUGGUAUUCACAAUAUGCUCUAUAUGGCGUGAUGUUCUGUAUGUGUCACUUGUUUUAUUAUGAUUAUCAAAGUGUGUUCAAUAAAAAUGUCAACAAAACA